UGACUAUUUACAUUUACCCUGUAUUCACUCUCCGUUUAUCCAUUAAUAAGCUCAUUUCUAUAAUCCCAAUACGUAUUUAUACAAGCCUUUCCAAACGGUGCCUAUUCAAUGAGUUUAUUGAUUUACCAUAAUAGCCAGGAUAAAAUGGCGACGUUCAACUAUAGGAUUUAGAAAUGAAGAAAAUUUAUAUAUUUGGCAAUAUUACUGAUUUACGAAUGAAACAUCACAUAACCAUGUCUAGAUUUACAACAACUUCAAUGAUGAAUGCAGUCCCUACAUGUAUAUUCAUGACCUUGACCUUAUUCAUAGGAAUCACUGAAGGACAGACAUAUAGCGACUGUGGAUCCCCGACCCAUGUCCCAGUAGAUACAUCGAGUGUGAAGACAGUAACCUCAUACAAUCAUCCAUCCAAUUACUUAAGUUCACAAAGCUGCACCUAUCUCAUAGUAGCCCCGGAAACUAGUUCAAUACAACUCAAUUUCACAGCUUUUCACUUGGAAGCGUCCGGUACAUGCAGCUAUGACUCUUUAACGAUAUAUGAUGGUCAAACAACUGCAUAUCCUUUACUGGGAAGGUAUUGUGGCUUAUCACUCCCAAGUGACGUCAUCAGUUCAUCCAACUAUCUAACACUAUCAUUCUCCACAGACGGUUCCGUCACAGCCUCUGGGUUCUCGGCUGACGUCAUGGCUAACCAGCCUGGAUCAGCUAGUACAAUCCGUGGAGAAUGUGGAAGUAUGCUUCCCGUAUUUGCCUUAAGUGACGCCUCGCAGAACCUGUAUUCACUCAACUACCCAGACCCCUACCCAGUGUACCAAGACUGUAGUUGGCUAGUAAUGACCGCCGAUACCUCAAAAGUGAUCAUGCUCACACUGCAAGGCAUGGACAUUGAAAGUACACUUUCGUGUAGUAAUGACGUUCUCAAAGUACAUGAUGGUGACACUAUAUACAGAUCAACACUCAAGUCUUGGUGCGGGCAGCUAAGCAAUCUGACUGCUAGUGAUAGAUCCGUUGUGACCACGGGCAACUCCGCCACAGUCAGAUUUACCACGAAUGGCUUCAACAGUGGUGCAGGAUUCAAUUUGUCGUACGUAUACACAGAUCCUCCACCCACGACAACAACUACAACUCCUGCUCCUUCAACUUUACCAGCAGGCACGUAUUCAGCCUGUACAGGUGGUUCCUAUUUUGAUGCACUAUCUGAGAACCAGACAAUCUACUCGCCUGGUUACCCGCUUCAAUAUGGAAGUGAUUUGGAAUGCAGAUACAUCUUGACUGCUGCGGAUCCUGGGUCUUAUGUUCGCGUUGCCAUAGAGUAUAUUGACUUAGAAGUAACCAGUACCUGCUCAUACGACUACUUGGCAUUCAGAUCUGGUGACGAUUUUUCUGCACCAAUGCUGCUAAAAACAUGCCAAGGAACAACAUCUGGACCAGACACUUGGCCAGCAUCUACUGGUAGAUCCAUGGCGGUAUCCUUCAUCACAGAUGGUAGUGUUACAAAUACGGGGUUCUUGUUAAAGUUUUGGCAAGUCCCGAACCCCCUUGCCGCUACAGCGAUAUCACCCUCGGGGGUUGUUACACGAUAUGCCUACGAAAAAAUCAAUGGAACACUGUAUUCGCCAAAUUGGAUAAAUGGCGUAUAUCUUACAUCAUAUGCCAAUGACAUUGACGUCUCCUGGAUUAUCACCGCCUUUGACGAAGACAACAUAGUGAAAAUUUACGCCAUUGACUUCAGUUUGCAGUCGUCUGACUUCUACGGGAGUUGUUUGACGUACGACUACGUGGAGUUCAGAGAUGGUGACCAGGCGUUCUCAACAUUGAUAGAUAGAUGGUGCGGCAGUCGAAUAGGGUACUCCCUGCAGACCACUGGAAGAUCGCUGCACAUAAGGAUGAAGACAGACUCAUACGAUGUGUACAGUGGAUUCAAGAUAAACUACUGGACUGUAUUGAAAAGCAAGCCGGAAGAAACUGACGGGUUCAAACUGAGUGGCGGUGCAAUCGCAGGGAUAGUAGUUCCCAUAGUUUUCUUGGUUAUCAUAAUCCAAGUAUGCUGUCGUUGCAUGAAAAAGAAGAAGCAGUCGGCUAACAUUACACCUACUCCUGGAAAUGCUGAUAAAAACCGCACCCCUCCGGCUCCCCCCAAGCCAACUCCUUCGAAGCAUGCACCCUCACUUCCCCCACCAUAUGGAAGUGUGAUCGUCUCGCCUAUGCGUCCCCAAGCACCCAGACCCCCACCACCUCCUGCUCCUAAUCAAUUUGGACCACCUCCUCCCAAUCAGUUUGGUCCACCACCAGGUCCUUUUCCACCCCCAGGACCAAGGUUCAUGCCUCCACCUUCAGCCCCGCAGGCUCCACCGGUUUACCCUCCUAAUGCACCCACGUAUCCACCCACUAAUACACCCAUGUAUCCACCACAGCGACCAUCUACAUAUCCCCUUAAUGGGCCAGCCAAUGAUCCUGUAUACCCUCCCCCGCCUCACGACCCACGUGUUCCACCCAGCCAACCACCGCCUUCAUACGCAAACUUUGCAAAAAGUGGUCCAUCACAAGGUAUAUACUCCAUACAGACAGAUAUGAAAGACGUACCUGAAGCGCUACCAUAUAACACAGGACAAGGAUACAAUCUCCCAUCUGCCCCAUACGGACCUCCUGGCCAAUCAGGUGUGUAUUACGACAAUGUGAACGCUGGAGGGGAGGACGAUCCUGACGCCCCACCAGCGGUUGCUUUGCCAGCUGGCGUGGGUAAACUUGACCCCAUUACAGAAGCAGAAAUUAGUAAACAUGAAAAGCGCGAGAGGAAGAAGAAACUUAAAAAGGCACAGAAUAAACUAAAUGUUAUGUCGACAUUUAGGGAUAGCAUUAGCGACAAUCACCUUAAAAUGUAAUAAAAUUAAAUGACAAUUAAAUCAUCGCCAUUGUAUAAAAAUCAUGUGAUAUUAGAUCUUGUGAUAUUGUAUCAUGAUCAUGUGAUAUUCUGACAAGUAUGCAGUAACAGGGUAUAUAUGAUAUAAAAAUAUGAAUAUUUUUUUCGAAUAUUGUGCAAUGUAAAAUCCACCAUGUAUUUUUGUAGUUUUUAUCGGGGAAUCUAUACUGCUUUGUAAACGUAAAGUGAGGUUCCUUUUUAUUAAGCCUUGUUUGUAUAUGAUUGAAAAACAAUGUCCUAGUAUAGUAUAUGUUCCAUAUGUUUGUAUAUGAUUGAAAAACAAUGUCCU
Owenia fusiformis is the source of this 3209-nucleotide messenger RNA. NCBI's taxonomy places the organism in Eukaryota, Metazoa, Annelida, Polychaeta, Sabellida, Oweniidae. The record is from the annotation of a GenBank genome assembly.